AUGAAACGAAAAUCAACGUCAUCACAGAGGCCAACCCUCGAUGGCAAACAUAAGGAAAAGAUCUCCCAGGGACAGAAACGAGCACAUGCUGAGAGAUUAGAAGCUUCAAGGCAAACAAAUCAAGCAACCUUCAUGAACUCAUUGUAUGCCAAUGUUCGACGGCAGCAAGCUGAAGCUAAUGCAGCUGAACAUUCUGAGCAGAAUCCGGAUGGUGAAGGAGAAGAUGAAAGGAAUGCUAGCAUACCAAUCAUUGACCAGCCUCCUGAGCUAAUUGAACGACAUGAGGGUAUGCCUAUAGUUCCAAAUCUUGAUAUCCUUGACGAUGAAGAGUUUGUGGACGAAGAUCUCACUGAGGAAGAACCUGAGCUGACGAUCAUGCACAGAUAUCUCCAAGCAAUCCAAAAACGGCUGCAGUAUGAGACUUCCCCCAAGUUUCCAGCAUUGGAAAACAAAUGGCUCAACGAAUUUCUGGGGGAAAAUGACUGGUGGAUCCAUCGGCAUCAGUACCGCUCUAUCUGUAGAUUACUGCAAAUCCAGUACAAAGAGGAAGAAAACGAGGCUGCAUACUUUAGAAAGGUUUAUGUUUGGUUGCCUGAUGUUAGAUGGGGUCCAUCUUGCAUGCCGACUUGUGCUAAAUGUGGCUCCAAUACCACUGUCAGGAAUAAUGGCUUCCGCGACAACCAUUUUGGGCGCAGAGUAGUCGCACUUGAUCAUGACUACUACUGUAUUUCAAGGCGGUAUCGGUGUAAUAAUUGUGAGCAGAAGGCAAGAGAGGCAAAGAUAGCUAUUCAACAAAGUGCUGCCGCGAACAAUAUUGCGAUCCAAUUCACCGAAGAGACGGACAGUGGACAGCAGUAUUCAUUCAUGGCAUGGAACAGAAAAACACUUGAGCUGUAUCCACAUGGUAUCGGGCAAGAAUUCCCCGCAUUUUUGACCCAUAGGUCUGGAGUGGAUCGCCUCCUUCUGGACAUGAUGCGCCCACUUUUUGACAAAGGCUUACGACCUGGGGCAUUUGCAGACACCAUUCUGGAACUGCAUGCAAAGCGGUACCAUCAGGAAUGUCUAAAACAUGAACUUGAACUAGCAAAGACAGCCAAUCGCUAUCACAGACCUAUGCUUUCAGCAUUUGGAGACACAUCAAAGUACAACGGAUUGGUCCCAACUGGUUCCUAUCUCAUGUAUGUGUACAAGUUGUUUCACAGCACCAUCAAGGACUUCCUAGACACUGAAGUAAAGAAAAGGGGCGCCAAAAUGAUUUGUGUUGAUGCCAGUUACAAGGAGCCAAAGCAUCUUUGUCAGUAUCAUGGCCAGAAUCUGUUUAAGGGCCUGAUCACUGUCACAAACGAAAUUGGGGAAAUACGAUUGCAAUUCCACGUGGUCACAGAUGACCACGAACAAUUUCGACCAUCGUUGAUUGCGUUUUUGGAAACAGUGAAAGCAUACGGCCAAAAUCCGUUGGAGCUUGUCUUCACAGACAAUGUCCAGGCCGAUAGGCAAUUUUACUUGGACACGUUUCCUUCUUUGGCUGAAGCCCAAGCUCGUCUUGAUAGAAUUGUGACCGGCGGCAACGAAGAAAGCGGUGAUGAACAAGACAACACUUGCACAGUCGACGAUGACCAAUUUUUUGUAAUUUCAGAAAGAGGUGAGAUGAACAGAUUUGUCACAGCACUUGACGAAAUCAUGCAAGACAAAUCCGCAGAGGAUCAAGUGGUCGGGCUUGAUGCAGAAUGGAAUGUCAAUAUAGCCAGCUAUGGAAUGCCAAAGAAAAUUGGAAAACUUGCACUACUAAUUCUGGCCUACAAAGACAGUGACGGGCGUCACAAGGCUGCUCUAUUGAGACUGCAUAAGUUCCCUUCACUUCCGCAUCGCUUGCUUGCUUUCUUGGUCGGGGGAACAAAGUUUGUCGGGAAUUAUGUAGGUGGUGACAUUAAACGGCUCGGACGUGACUAUCACUGUGAGGAUGAGAUGAAGAAAGUUUCAGUAGUCAACAACGGAUUGGUCCCAACUGGUUCCUAUCUCAUGUAUGUGUACAAGUUGUUUCACAGCACCAUCAAGGACUUCCUAGACACUGAAGUAAAGAAAAGGGGCGCCAAAAUGAUUUGUGUUGAUGCCAGUUACAAGGAGCCAAAGCAUCUUUGUCAGUAUCAUGGCCAGAAUCUGUUUAAGGGCCUGAUCACUGUCACAAACGAAAUUGGGGAAAUACGAUUGCAAUUCCACGUGGUCACAGAUGACCACGAACAAUUUCGACCAUCGUUGAUUGCGUUUUUGGAAACAGUGAAAGCAUACGGCCAAAAUCCGUUGGAGCUUGUCUUCACAGACAAUGUCCAGGCCGAUAGGCAAUUUUACUUGGACACGUUUCCUUCUUUGGCUGAAGCCCAAGCUCGUCUUGAUAGAAUUGUGACCGGCGGCAACGAAGAAAGCGGUGAUGAACAAGACAACACUUGCACAGUCGACGAUGACCAAUUUUUUGUAAUUUCAGAAAGAGGUGAGAUGAACAGAUUUGUCACAGCACUUGACGAAAUCAUGCAAGACAAAUCCGCAGAGGAUCAAGUGGUCGGGCUUGAUGCAGAAUGGAAUGUCAAUAUAGCCAGCUAUGGAAUGCCAAAGAAAAUUGGAAAACUUGCACUACUAAUUCUGGCCUACAAAGACAGUGACGGGCGUCACAAGGCUGCUCUAUUGAGACUGCAUAAGUUCCCUUCACUUCCGCAUCGCUUGCUUGCUUUCUUGGUCGGGGGAACAAAGUUUGUCGGGAAUUAUGUAGGUGGUGACAUUAAACGGCUCGGACGUGACUAUCACUGUGAGGAUGAGAUGAAGAAAGUUUCAGUAGUCAACAACGGAUUGGUCCCAACUGGUUCCUAUCUCAUGUAUGUGUACAAGUUGUUUCACAGCACCAUCAAGGACUUCCUAGACACUGAAGUAAAGAAAAGGGGCGCCAAAAUGAUUUGUGUUGAUGCCAGUUACAAGGAGCCAAAGCAUCUUUGUCAGUAUCAUGGCCAGAAUCUGUUUAAGGGCCUGAUCACUGUCACAAACGAAAUUGGGGAAAUACGAUUGCAAUUCCACGUGGUCACAGAUGACCACGAACAAUUUCGACCAUCGUUGAUUGCGUUUUUGGAAACAGUGAAAGCAUACGGCCAAAAUCCGUUGGAGCUUGUCUUCACAGACAAUGUCCAGGCCGAUAGGCAAUUUUACUUGGACACGUUUCCUUCUUUGGCUGAAGCCCAAGCUCGUCUUGAUAGAAUUGUGACCGGCGGCAACGAAGAAAGCGGUGAUGAACAAGACAACACUUGCACAGUCGACGAUGACCAAUUUUUUGUAAUUUCAGAAAGAGGUGAGAUGAACAGAUUUGUCACAGCACUUGACGAAAUCAUGCAAGACAAAUCCGCAGAGGAUCAAGUGGUCGGGCUUGAUGCAGAAUGGAAUGUCAAUAUAGCCAGCUAUGGAAUGCCAAAGAAAAUUGGAAAACUUGCACUACUAAUUCUGGCCUACAAAGACAGUGACGGGCGUCACAAGGCUGCUCUAUUGAGACUGCAUAAGUUCCCUUCACUUCCGCAUCGCUUGCUUGCUUUCUUGGUCGGGGGAACAAAGUUUGUCGGGAAUUAUGUAGGUGGUGACAUUAAACGGCUCGGACGUGACUAUCACUGUGAGGAUGAGAUGAAGAAAGUUUCAGUAGUCAACUUGGGACGUUAUGCAAGAGAUAGGGAUGUUGUACAGAGUGGUACAGUCAGAUUGGAUGCUCUUGUUCAGAUUUGUUUGGGCGAAACCAUGCAAAAACAAGCCAGUGUUCGUGUCUCAAGUAAAUGGGAACAGCCCUCAUUAUCGCAGGAUCAAAAGAAGUACGCAGCACUGGAUGGGAUCAAGUCACUGGAGGUGUACCUUUACCUUCGGCAGAAACCAGACCUAUCAGUUCGGCUAUCAGUUGAGGAAGCAAGAGCUGGCCUUUGUAUUGACGUUGCUCCACUUCGUGGAGGAGCCCUCAGCAUGGUUGCGACUAGGUGCGCAACUGGCACAUUGACAGAACAAACUUAUGAUGAAUGGGAAGUGCCAAGUGAUAUGAGACUUGACACUGGACAGAUCAAUAAACGACGAUACCGCGUUGUGAAUGUAUGUUCUGUGGUCGCACCACAUUAUAUUGUACCAUAUGUGAAGAAGAAAGAAAGUGGAGGGCCUGUUUGUCUUGACGACUUUGGGGCUCCACCAUUCUUUGUCAUUCUACCUUUGACCAUGUUGAAGCAGCACAUAGAAUCAGAUACAAUUCGCCCUUUCCCAAAUAUGAACCCAAAUGUGAAUAACAUGACCGGAGCAACCGGAGGAGCAAUUCCACCGGCACCAAUAGUGCCGCCAGCACCGCCAGCACCUCCGCGGAUUAUGCAAAACCAAUUGUUCGAUCAGAACGAGACUUUCACGGAGGAGGAUACUGGACAAAUAGGAACAAUGGACCAAUUGGACGGUGAUGCUGAAACUGCAGCUGUCAAUCUAUCCAACAAAGAUGUGGAAAUGCUACACAAGGUGUGCCUCCUUGGAGACAAAGCAGCUUUGGGAAAUGACUUGUUGGCGUGUGCACAUCUUGACAACGCUCCAGACAAAAUCACUGACUGUUUUUCGGCUGUUGUUGGUGAUGUCUUUCAUUUAAUGGAUCGAAUGAAAAUUCCCACUCACCAUGAGUUCAAAAAGGCUUUCAAGGUCGCAUUACGAGACAGUGUUUUGCAAUGGAGCCCUCCUGAGCUGGAAGAGGUGAAGACCGCAGUGAAGGCAAAAGAUGGAAAGACUGACGAUGAAAUUGAUGCUGACAUGUAUUUCAAUGCAGCCUUCUGGAAGGCAUGCGUCCCGAGAAGGGUCCUACCUCCUCGGUUGCUAUAUUGGAGGGUCCGAGCUGUAUUUGUUUCGUUUGGAGGUAUGAUUGACUCGACAAGCAAGAAACCGCUUUUCAACAAGACAGCAUGGAAGAAAGCCAACAAUAUUUUGAAAGAAAUCUUGCGCGGGUAUUAUUCUGAUCCUCCAGGAUAUUCGUUUUAUUCUACAAAGUUCAACAAGAGAGGAGAGCCAAUGGUCAAUGCCUACGGUUUUGAUAUUCUUUCUUGCAGACGUGGGACCAAUGACGUGGAAUCGACUCACAAGUUACUUUUGUCAAUAUUUGGCACUUGGCAUAUUGGGCUUCAGAUGUCGGAUUGUUUGCUCAGAGAGAGAAGGCAUCGUCAUAAUCAAAGAUGUUCAGAGAAACGCCGGUUGGGCCAUCCUUGCAUAGGGCAUUAUGACACUUGGCUGAUUGACGCUCUACAGAUUCUGGUACAGGUCAAUCAUGGGAUCUUGCUCCAUCCAAAUUGGAUCAAUUCAAGCGACUUCAAGAACACGCAAGAAAAGUUUGGGACGAUUACACUGCAUGAUGCUGAGUUGGCGGAAGCACUUGCAAAAGUUCAGAUUGACGAAAGUGUGCGGCUGACUCAUGAUAUGCAGUAUUUGUGUUCUGUGAUGGGAACAAAGCUUCCGUUGUUACCUGUUCACACUAUUGACGAGCGCAGGCACUUCUCAAAUCUUGUUGUACAGCUUCAAAACGGCCAGGAUAAAUCUUGCAAGAAGAUGGCACUGGAAUGGACAAAAGCGGUGAACGGUGUUACCAUUUUUCCAAAGCUGCCGGUACAUCUUCGAAAUUAUCGCGACAAGUUUGAGCGGAAUGCAAAAGUACGUCAAGCUUUCAAAGAUGCUCAAGAGUCAAGGGAAAUUCUAUCUACCUUGAACAAGGCUCUUUGCCCAGAAAUCGAAGCAGAUGAAGGGAUUGAUGCAGAAGACACGCCACAGCAGUUGGACAAUUAUACUAGGCAAUGGCCUGCAAUAUGUGCACCACCACAACUGCUGCUUCCAUUGGCUCCAUCUGCUGUCGAGCCGGGAAAUAUUCAUGUGGGUGGCGUUCUCAUCAACAAGGCGCCGGAUAUUGCACCAUUAGAUCGUAUUAAGAAGAGAGGAAGAGGUCAGAGAGGGCCGGAUAAUCCUAGAAAGGGUGCCAGGCCCAAGCGCAGAUGCAUGUUGUGCAAGGGAAAAGGUGAGACUGAUGAUGCUGCCCGAAAUUGUCCAGGUAGCAGACAUCGAGAAGACUGCAAACACCUACAAAGAUAA
This is a messenger RNA of Cylindrotheca closterium, 6108 nucleotides long. The record is from the annotation of a GenBank genome assembly. NCBI's taxonomy places the organism in Eukaryota, Bacillariophyta, Bacillariophyceae, Bacillariales, Bacillariaceae.